AUGGUGGAAGCUCAAAGAUCCAAGGAGGGGUUGCAUCUCAUGGCCAACCCAGAGUCGGGGAAUCAAACAGUGGUCACAGAGUUCAUCCUGCUGGGAUUUGGGAAUCUCCCUGAGCUGAGAUUUUUUCUCUUCUUGCUGUUUCUUUUCAUCUACGUUGUGACUGUGGCCGGGAACCUCCUCAUCAUUGCGCUAGUGGUGGUUGAUCGGCACCUUCACACCCCCAUGUACUUCUUCCUGGGGAACUUGUCCUGCUUGGAGAUUUGCUAUAGCUCCACCAUCCUGCCCCGGCUGCUGGCUGGUCUCCUGACCAGGGACAGGACCAUCUCCAUCCCUGGAUGCCUCACGCAAUAUUAUUUCUUUGGUUUCCUGGCAGCUGCAGAGUGUUAUCUUCUGGCAGCCAUGUCUUAUGACCGGUACUUAGCGAUCUGCAAACCGCUGCGCUAUGCCACCCUUAUGAAUGGCAGGUCUUGCCUUCAGCUCUCCGUUGCCAUGUGGCUAAGUAGUUCUCUGGCUAUUGACAUUACUAUAUUUUUAAUGCAACGGUUAGAUUUUUGCGGCCCCAAUGAAAUUGACCAUUUCUUCUGCGACUUCCUCCCCAUCAUAAAACUCACCUGCGAUGACACGCGCAUGAUGGAGCUGGUCACGACCGCCCUAGCUGCUGUGUGCACCCUCCCGCCCUUUCUCAUAACGCUGGCAACAUACGUCUGCAUCAUCACCACCAUCCUGAGGAUCCCGUCCACCACGGGGAAGAGAAAGGCCUUUUCCACCUGCUCCUCCCACCUCAUCGUGGUGUCAGUUUUCUAUGGGGCCAUAAUGAUUGUCUACCUGCUCCCCAAAACGGACACCCUGCGAGACCUGAACAAAGUGUUCUCCAUCUUCUACACAGUCCUGACUCCCCUGGUCAACCCCCUCGUCUACAGCCUGAGGAACAGAGAGGUCAAAGCGGCCUGGGGAAAAGUUGCCCCUAAAUUCUCUGUUGUCAAAAGGAUUCAGACCUUCCUGUGGUAA
This is a messenger RNA of Pelodiscus sinensis (Chinese soft-shelled turtle), 1008 nucleotides long. NCBI's taxonomy places the organism in Eukaryota, Metazoa, Chordata, Testudines, Trionychidae. The record is from RefSeq and is a predicted model, not a curated record.